AUGGCCAGAAGCGGCAGCAAGCUCUACAAGCUGAAGUCGGUCCUCAAGAAGCUCAACUCCUUCAACACCAAGCUCAGCCGAGGAGGAAGCUCGAUCGCCGCCGCGGCCGCCGCCGGCGAUGACUCGAACUCCAACUCCUACUCCUCCUCCACAUCCUCCUCCUACUCCGUCGACAGCGCCGGGGACCUGCAGCCCGUCUACGUCGGGAAAUCGAGGAGGCGGUACCUCCUCAGCCCCGACAUUGUGGAUCACCCGCUCUUCCGCGAGCUGGCGGAGCGCUCCGACAACGACAUAAGAGUCGGGUGCGAGGUCGUGAUGUUCGAGCAUUUGCUCUGGAUGCUCGAGAACGCCGAUCCCCUGCCGGAGUCCGUCGACGAGCUCGCCGAUUUCUACGCCUGCUGA
Molecule: messenger RNA, 402 nt
Organism: Linum tenue
Lineage: Eukaryota; Viridiplantae; Streptophyta; Magnoliopsida; Malpighiales; Linaceae
Source: the annotation of a GenBank genome assembly